AUGUUCAUUAUCUAUCUAUCUAUCUAUCUAUCUAUCUAUCUAUCUAUCUAUCUAUCUAUCUAUCUGUCUGUCUGUCUUAGUCUGUUCAUAUCUAUUUAUCUGUCUCAAUCUUCUUUACAUUAUCUAUCUAUCUAUCUAUCUAUCUAUCUAUCUAUCUAUCUAUCUAUCUUAGUCUGUUCCUAUCUAUCUAUCUGUCUCAAUCUGUUCAUACCUAUAUGUCUAUCUAGUCUGAACAUAUCUAUCUAUCUAUCUAUCUAUCUAUCUAUCUAUCUGCUUAUAUCUAUCUAUCAGACAGGACUGGAAUCACCACGGCAUGUGAAUUUUCAUCUCUCUUCGGCUCUUUUUUCUGCUAUCUAUAUCGGUCUCUCUUUAUCGCCUCUUCUUUAUUACUCCCUUUCUUUAUCUCAAUUUUCUAUUUCUCUUUUUCUAUCUCUCUUUAUCGCUUUGUCUCUUUUUCUUUGUUUUUUCUUUACCAUCUCUCUUUCUUUUUCUAUCUCUUUUUUUUCGCUACUUAUAUCAUUGUCUCUUUAUUUCCUUUCCUCUAUUAUUCUCUUUCUUUCUUUCUUUCUUUCUUUCUUUUUCGUUUUUCUAUUUUUAUACCUCUCUCUAUCCCUAUAUGUGUUUUUCUUUAUUUUUAUUUUCCCUCUUCUCUUUCUUUUUUUUCUUUUUUUCUAUGUAUAUCAUUCUCUUCGUUUCGUUUCCUUUAUUUCUCCUUCUCUCUUUGAUAUUAUUUGGCUAUUUCUUUUCGUCUCUUUUUCUCUAUUGUUCUUGUCCCUUUACUCUUUCUUUAUCUAUUUCUUUUUCUCUCUCUCUUUCUUUCUUUCUUUCUUUCUUUCUUUCUUUCUUUCUUUCUUAUAUCUUUUUGUUCCCUUUCCUGUAUUACUUUCUUUCUCUCUCCCAUUUGCCAUGUUUUGUAUCUCUCUAGAUCUGUACCUCUUUUUCUUUGUUUUCUCUUUUCCUUUCUUUCUUUCUUUUCCUAUUUUUUUCUAUUUAUAUCAUUCUCUCUUUUUAAACGUGCAUCUAGGGCUCUCUUCUCGCCACCCUACGUAUUUUGUCAUCAUUAAGUCUCUCUUUCUUUACUUCACCUUACCUUUCUUUCUUUCUUUCUUUCUUUCUUUCUUUGUUAUUCUUUCACGUUCUUUAUUUUUCUACUUCUGUUGA
Messenger RNA from Acanthosepion pharaonis, 1161 nucleotides. Lineage: Eukaryota; Metazoa; Mollusca; Cephalopoda; Sepiida; Sepiidae. The record is from the annotation of a GenBank genome assembly.